Messenger RNA from Vitrella brassicaformis, 907 nucleotides. The record is from the annotation of a GenBank genome assembly. Lineage: Eukaryota; Vitrellaceae.
UUGUCAGGGUAAUAAAUAUCAUCAGGAUCUUCCUAAGUUACAAUCGGGCGACUCCCAGGUGUUGUCUUCCCCGUCUAAAUCACUGCACGGAUUGAGACACGUGUUGAGCUCAAUAACGUCAAGAAGUGGCAUGUCAUUCCGAGGGUGCGUGUCCUCGUAAGAGAGGCCAUAGCUGUAGGGGAAUCGCGGCAGCUGCCCGUCGCCCUUGCGGAUGUUGAACUGGCAUGGGUGAUCGGGCCAUUUCAUUGAUAACCGGCCGGUGAAAUUCACCGCACCGAAGGGGAGGUCGGUCAGCCCGGGGCCCGCCUGUUUGCAUGGCAGCCAGGCCGCGACGAAGGCGUCUGAGAGAUUUAUUUCUUCGUUGACGUACAGCGGCCUGCCUGAGUACAAAAUGGUAAUUAUUGGGGUCGUGGGUGCGCUGUCGCGUGCAUGCUUCAGGCGGAUCAAGUCCUCUGGGUACGUAUGCCUGCCGGAUCUGGACCUGUGCCACAUGCAACCAGAGUACGACUCAUCAACAGCUACACGGCGAAGAAUGUGUGCGUACUGGUUUCGAUGGUGCAUGAGGCUUUCUCCAUCAUCCAGGUCGCCAUAGACCUCGGCGUAGGGGUCUUCGGCAAUGACAUGUAUAAUGACGUCGUAGUCGCUGUUCAGCAUGCCUUUGCCUUCCUCGUCGUCAACCACCGUGUAGUUAUUUCUGUUGCUGUGCUCCUGGAGGGCCUUUAUCAGAGAGACGGCAUUGUCCACCGUAUCGAAAACGUCGUCGUUGACUGGAGGGGGGAAUGACAGCAAGCAGAGAGAAACAUGAUCCAGGACACACUCGUUGCUCAUGCGUUUUGAGCUAACCCUGUCCCUGCCACCCCAUGGUCCACCCCCCACACGCGAGAUGGAUCCAUCGCGCCUUGCCCAU